Molecule: messenger RNA, 207 nt
Organism: Penicillium nucicola
Lineage: Eukaryota; Fungi; Ascomycota; Eurotiomycetes; Eurotiales; Aspergillaceae
Exons: 1
Coding region: 1-207 (68 amino acids)
Source: RefSeq, a predicted model, not a curated record
AUGUCCGCCCCAGGCGGGGCCCCGAGCCCUGCUCCUCGCAGUGGGAGUAUGGGACCAGGUGCUAAUGGCACCGGCAUGUCAAUGGCUUCCCAGCAGCCCUUGUCUGGUACACCCGUUCAUCAACCUCCCACGCCGGGACCAGGACCGUCGGCUCCACCCAGCGGUGCCAUGUCGCAACAGAACUUGAAUCAAAUUGUAGGUGUUUGA